CAGUGUGAUCGCCGAGAACGAAUCAUACAGAAACCUUGCCGAAAGAAACCUUGUCCUUCAUGGAAAUUAGGUUCUUGGAGUCCUUGCUCCGUAUCAUGCUUAGAUGGUUGGAUGACAAGGCGAGUGACAUGCGUAGAUGCAGAUGGGAAUGACAUUUCAAGUGAUCAAUGCUUGUCGCUUGGUGAAGCGCGUCCUCAAAGUCAUCAAACGUGCAACCAAGGACCUUGUCCAUUUUGGCGCACAUCAGAUUGGUCGAAGUGUUCUGUAUCUUGUGAUUCGGGGAUCAGAAACAGAAAUGUUGAAUGCAUAUAUCGCGAUCAGAUCGUUGAUGGUUCUUUUUGUACCGAAGCAAAACAACCGAAGCGAUUUGAACAGUGCAAUUUAUUACCUUGCCCUAUAUGGGAAGCAUUGCCAUGGUCGCAUUGCACAGUUACUUGUGGAACAGGAAAGCAGAUUCGUCUUGUCCAAUGCAUACGAGGAUCUGCUAGAACAGUUAUUGAUGACAAUGAAUGUGAUAAGUUAACAAAGCCAAAAACUGAGAAAAAAUGUGAACGUGAUACUUGCGAAUCGAUGUUACAAAACGUGAUUGAUCUGGCCACCACUGAUUCUCCAAGAAUUCGAUGGGCUGUUGGUUUAUGGUCAGACUGUUCUCGAACUUGUGGAAAUGGAACUCAACGUAGACUGGUCGUAUGUCGCGAUCAUAUUCGGGAUCUUCCUGACGCUUAUUGCCAACAUUUAGAAACAAUGGAAGCAAUGAGAUCUUGCAGAAUUAAGCCUUGCGUUCAGUGGUCAGUAGGACCCUGGAAGCCGUGUUCGGCUACAUGCGGGACUCAUGUAACAACAGAACGCUUGGUUCUUUGCGAAGUGAUUGAUUCAAUAAGCGAAACUGCGGAGGAAACUGACUGUGAUAUAUCAAGCCGUCCUGAAGCAAUCCGUUCCUGUAGCCUCAGUCCUUGCCCAAUGGGUGAACCUCCAUUAGGCCAUUGGCUAACUGGCAUUUGGGAUGAGUGUUCUGUGACAUGUGGUGGCGGUUGGCGCCGUCGUUUAGUUUCUUGCAGCACCGAGCAAUGCGAUGAGAAAAAAAAGCCCGAACAAUUUGAAAGAUGUAACAUAAAAAGAUGUGUGGAAAAACUUGCUGUGUGGCAGAUGUCACCGUGGAGCCAUUGUUCUGUAACUUGUGGUGGUGGUGCACAAAAGCGCAUAGUUUGGUGCGAAGAUGAACAAACUCGACAACGGCUUGCGGAUUCUGAUUGUCCUCUCGUCGAGAAACCAAAAAUUAGUCGUGAAUGUGCAACUCAAAAUUGCAAACUCUCAGUAAAAUCGGAUCACUAUAAAUGGCAUGCAGUUAAAUGGAGCCCGUGUUCAACAACAUGUGGUCGUGGAGUUCGCAAACGUAUUGUAACAUGCAUCAGUGCAUCAGCAGAUAUUGUUCCGGAUCAUUAUUGUGAUUCAGCAAAAAGACCUAUUGAUUCUCAUCGAUGCAGAAUGGCUCAUUGUCCAAGGUGGAGAACGAGUAGGUGGUCAAUGUGUUCUGUAACAUGUGGUGAAGGUGUACGAACUCGAUUAAUUUCUUGUCAAAAAGGGCGUCACACCAAAAUAUCCGAUAAUGAAUGUGCUUCUGUUUCAAAGCCGCCACAAACAUCUGUUUGCCAACUUGCUUCUUGCCCAGCUUAUCAUUGGGUAGCCACACCAUGGUCGAAGUGUUCUGAUCCAUGCAGAAAAUCUGAACAACAUCGUCGUGUUUACUGCAUUAAUAAUUUGGGUAAAAGAGCCACACCAAGAAUGUGUAGCAAUUUAUCUGCGCCACCAUCAGUACGAGAAUGUUCAACUUCAAAUUGUCCAUAUCAAUGGGUACCUGGUCCAUGGAGCACGUGCUCCAAAACCUGUGGUAGUGGUUAUCAAUUUCGCCGUUUGGAAUGUCGCAUCAAAAGUAAUUAUCGAAAUAAUAAGCAUAACAAUGGGCUGGAACCAAGUGUACAAUCAAGCAUUUGUAAUGGCUUAUCUCGGCCAACUGUAAGUAAGGAAUGUGCUAUAAAUCCAUGCGAUGCGAAAUAUCAUUGGUCAGUGGGUCCAUGGACUCAGUGUUCUGUGUCUUGUGGACUUGGUUUUCGACGUCGACGUGUGAAAUGUCUCGAUAAAGAUAACAAUCGAGUAACUCGCGAUGAAUGUGAACAAAACAAUCUUGAACGUCCAAAACGACGUGAAAGCUGCUUUUUACGAAACUGUUUACCUGGCGAUUGUGCUGAAUUAAAGACUUACAAUAAUGAUGUGGAAACGCAUGAUGGGGAUUAUGUCGUGCUCGUUGCUGGAUUCCAGAUAAAAGUAUAUUGCCAUCUAAUGAAUGAAACCAUCCCAAAAACUUAUAUUAAUUUGAAUAGCGAAAAUAAUUUCGCUGAAAUAUAUGGCAAACGGUAA
Messenger RNA from Dracunculus medinensis (Guinea worm), 2415 nucleotides. The record is from the annotation of a GenBank genome assembly. Lineage: Eukaryota; Metazoa; Nematoda; Chromadorea; Rhabditida; Dracunculidae.